AUGAUGGAGGUGUUUGAAACCAACCCUUUUUACUACCACGAUCAGCGCUAUCUGGUUAGUGAAAACCUGGUGUUUCCGCACUUGGAUGGAGCUGGGGUGUCCCCCCUCUACCCGGGUAGCGAGGACGGCCUGUCCCCUGUCGGAGACGCCAGCCAAGCCGAGCCAAGCUGUGACAGUGGCGGAGAGGAGCACGUGUACGCUCCGCCCGGCCUGAAGUCCCACUGCCCCGGGCAGUGCCUCAUCUGGGCUUGUAAAGCGUGCAAGAGGAAAUCGGCCACGACCGACAGGAGGAAGGCGGCUACUCUCCGCGAGAGGAGGAGGCUCAAAAAAAUCAACGAGGCUUUCGAGGCGUUAAAACGCAGGACGGUGCCAAACCCGAACCAGAGGUUACCCAAAGUGGAGAUUCUCCGCAGUGCCAUUCACUACAUCGAGAAACUCCAGGAUCUGCUGCAUAGCUUCGACCAGCAGGAGAAAAUGCAGGAGAACGUGGACCCGAUCAACGACUGCAAAAGCUCCCAUUCAGUAACCAGUACAGAUUGCUGGGGAACAAACGGCUGUCCUUCAGAAUGGGGCAAUCUGUCUGAUCAUUCGAAUAUCACAAAUAAACUCCACAAAGAUGGAAAUAGCUCGGAAGCAUCAGGCGCCAGCAGUCUUCACUACCUGAGCUCAAUAGUAGACAGUAUUUCAACGGAAGAGACACCUACACUAUAUACCCACGACUCAAAUGCAAAGUAA
Carcharodon carcharias (great white shark) is the source of this 735-nucleotide messenger RNA. It is a transcript of the gene myf6, whose product is annotated as myogenic factor 6. The transcript is spliced from 3 exons. The coding region runs from base 1 to 735 and encodes 244 amino acids. The record is from RefSeq and is a predicted model, not a curated record. Gene Ontology annotation, molecular function: protein dimerization activity; DNA-binding transcription factor activity, RNA polymerase II-specific; RNA polymerase II cis-regulatory region sequence-specific DNA binding. Lineage: Eukaryota; Metazoa; Chordata; Chondrichthyes; Lamniformes; Lamnidae. Gene Ontology annotation, biological process: positive regulation of myoblast differentiation; regulation of transcription by RNA polymerase II; muscle organ development.